This is a messenger RNA of Sebastes umbrosus (honeycomb rockfish), 3713 nucleotides long. RefSeq names its product ewing's tumor-associated antigen 1. NCBI's taxonomy places the organism in Eukaryota, Metazoa, Chordata, Actinopteri, Perciformes, Sebastidae. The transcript has 6 exons. The coding region runs from base 248 to 2761 and encodes 837 amino acids. The record is from RefSeq and is a predicted model, not a curated record.
UGCAGGGAAGUCGAACGAACUGCGAACAAAAAACAACUCCGCGGCACCCGUACUCUGAUGACGUCACGGCCAAACAUGGCGGAAUGAGCAGAAGAGACAACAACAAACGUGUUUGUUUGUGAAAACAUGAAGAAACUGUGAAAACAAAGCUUCGUCCUCGCUGCUGUGAAUCCACGGAGCCUCCAGGGAGAAGUUAAAACAACAAUGAUCAGCAGAGACUGUGUUGUUGUUGCUGUUCUAGUGAAGGAUGGAGAGGACUCAUGCUGCUGAGUUCACUGAGCUGUGGAGGAGCAACACCAACUACAUCCAGGACAACAAGAAGACAGGGGACUCCAACAACACACAGGACAACAAGACAGGACAGCAGAUCACCAACUACAUACAGGACAACAAGACAGGGGACUCCAACUACAUACAGGACAACAAGACAGAACAGCAGAUCACCAACUACAUCCAGGACAACAAGAAGACAGGGGACUCCAACAACACACAGGACAACAAGACAGAACAGCAGAUCACCAACAACACACAGGACAACAACACACAGGACAACAAGAAGACAGGGGACUCCAACAACACACAGGACAACAAGACAGGACAGCAGAUCACCAACUACAUCCAGGACAACAAGAAGACAGGGGACUCCAACAACACACAGGACAACAAGACAGAACAGCAGAUCACCAACUACAUACAGGACAACAAGACAGGGGACUCCAACUACAUACAGGACAACAAGACAGGGGACUCCAACUACAUACAGGACAACAAGACAGGGGACUCCAACUACAUACAGGACAACAAGACAGGACAGCAGAUCACCAACAACAUACAGGACAACAAGAUACAGGACAACAACAUACAGGACAAGAAGAAGACAGGGGACUCCAACAACACACAGGACAACAAGAAGACAGGACAGCAGAUGACUGAGACUGCAACAACCAGCAUGUGUCAUAAAGAUUUUCAGAGUCCUCAGCGCAGAGGCUGCAGCAGAUACACCGGUUUGAAUAAUGGCGACUCUCCAGGUGAUGUGGAACCGACACAAGACAUCAUCUGGGAUCCCACAUCACCCACUUCAGCUACUACCGGGCUCAGGAACACCAGAGUUGUGGAAAUAUCAGAUAUUGUCAACCGUAUCGCUCCAAAGGAUGUGAAACGGAAAGGGACUGAGUCUCCUCUGCUGCAGUGGAUAGGUGACAGCGCCGUCCCUUGCACACCCGACAUCCCAAAGCCAAGAUUCAGGAAGAAGUCCUCUCGGCAGAGCAGUGUGGACGACCUCAUGAAACUGGCCAGGCAGUUCGACGAGAACAUGCAGCAAGACAGGGAGACUUCAGCACAGCUCAACGCCGUCAACGAGAACCUCAACGAACGUGCAAACACUUCGAAACCACAACUGACAGAGACGUCAUUCCCCGGCAAUGUGAAGGACCUGAAAUGUCCGUCCUCGUCGGAUCAGGCGGAGGCAGAGCUGCACGCUCUGUUCGACUGCUCCACUCAGAAAGUCAGCGGCCGGCUCAGCCAGGGCUCCUCAGUAUCGUCCCGUUCACAGGAAAUAAAACACCAACCUUUGACUUCAACUUCAGCUGAACCCCGACAAUCAGAGCUCAAGUCAGCCGGCCCAGCUGCACAUCCUGCUGAAGAAAAAGGAUCUCGUGGUUUUAGUGCGAACAAUUGUGAUGACUUUGAUGACGACUGGGAGAACGAUGACCUGCUUAAUGACUCUUUUGUGCUGGCGAUGACCCAGAAUCCUGACCAGCAACAUGACACCCGCCCUAAAACCACCAUGCAGUCUAACACUAAGACAAACACUACUCAGUUCACCUCCGCUUGGAAGCCUACUGCAAAUACGAACUCUGCACGUCAGCCUUCAAACUUGCAUUCCAAGCCAAGCUGCAGUGCACUCCAGGAACUGUGUCCCAAGCCAAAGACUACCAACCGAAGCACUUUUAAGUUAGAGCCCAACCCUCACUUCCAGCCCAAGAUGGCUGCCAAGGAGGCUUCCAAGCCAAGCGUCACUUUUAUACAACCUCAAUCAAAGAUGUCUGACCAGAAAUCUGCUACCACAAAGACACUGUCUAUUCCUAUUCCUGACAAAAUCACUAAAGAUCAGAAGGGGACUCCUGUAGUUGCAGACAUUUCAGACAGCUUAUGGGAUGACGGGGACGAUGACGCGCUGUUCUACCAGGUAUGUGACAGCGUCGAGAGGAUCUCCAACAGUCAGCCGCAGCAAGCGAGCCCCAGCAGCUUCCAAGAAAAACAAGAUAUUGCUGUAGACAGACAGCGGAAAACCCCCGCGCAUCUGCCAACCGACACGUCCCGCUCCACGAGCGCCGGUGCCAGCGCUAAUAGACAGUCGCCAUGUGCUUUUGUUUGUUCGAACUCGUUACCGGGGAGCGGCAGUGAAACUGUGAACUACCAGGGAUGGAACAUUCCCAUGAAAGGUGCCAACAACAAAUCACGGAUGUCUCAGAGCCUCCCAGGAAGCCGCGUGAGUCUGGGCACAUUUAACCAGCGUAGGGAUUCCUCUGGAACUUUCCAGGCUGGGAAUGUGGAGAUGAAGCCACAUCCAGUGACAGCCAGGGCACCGACCCAUCACUCAGCCUUCAAGAGGAAUGUAUCUGACUCAGCAGCUAUAAGCAACAAAGUUUUUGUCACGAGCCAGAUGACAUUGAAGUGCUCUGCGGCCGAGAUCGAGAGGAAGAAACAGGAGGCCUUGGCCAGGAGGCGACUGCGAAUGCAGAACGCCUCAAAACCAUAGAGGAGCUGCUGAAGGGAUGUUAUUGUAGUGUAAUAAGUUACAAACCUCAUCAUUCCAUACCCUCCUCAUCGAGAUGUUACCGAUGAUAUCAUGUUAGUGUUAAUAGUUCAGUAUUAAAGAUCUAUCACAGAAAGGACCUUGUGUCUAUUAAAAAGAAGUGAAUGUCUGUUGAAGAGCUGCUGGACGUUUUUGCUCCAAAACAUGUUUUCGAGAAGUUUGAUGCACAAAUGAAUGCGAGUCUCAGAUCUGGUGCUGAGAUAACAUUAAAAGAGAUUUUCAUUUGCUUUUUUUUUUCACAUUCUGACUAAGAAAUAGUUUCUAAAUGCUGACUAACACUUUUUCUGUUGUUUUCCCAGUGUUGUCAUUUCAGCUUUCUGCACAUAUUUUGGAUAGAAUUCUUUUCUUUUUGCUGAUGUUUGCUUUUGUUUACAAGUAGUAAAUAGUUUCAUCUGUGUUCCUUCUCAAACUGCAAUACCAAAAGGGCUGACAGACAUUAAAACACAGUGUGUUGAUGUUAUCUGUCAGACAUUGGAUGUCUACAAUUUGUAUGUGUUUGAUAAAACAGAUUAUGUGCCUUCAACGUCUAUUGAUGCAUACUUAAAAUGUUUGGCAGUAUUCAUAACUCUGUAAUCAAAAGAGCAUUGCUUUACUCCAAGUAAACUGAGACAGUAUUGAAACACAGUGUCGUACUGUAAAGGCAGUGUUUAUCUGUAGGCAAUUUAUUUUAAUAGCCACGCUAUAAACCUGAGUCCUAGAGGAUUUGAUCAGCUGUGUUAUUAAGGUAGAUCUGUGGUAAACAGGUGAGACAGCAAUCAGAUAAAACUGUUGGUGACCUCUUUGUUUGUCAGGAUGUUUAUGCCUUGUAUGAACAUUUUCUGUUUUCUAUGCUUUUGCUCAUACCUAAAACAAAGGAAGGAACAUUUGAGACUGUGAAUAAACUGCUGAAAUCAUA